GACAGACAGAGAGAGAGAGUCCUUAAGUCAACGACCACAGCUAUCUCCGUCUGCGCCUCCACACGACCCGGCGUCACUACCUAUCUCCAGCUCCCUCGAAUCGAGCAUCCACAAUCCCGUCAAGAUGGAGGGUCUUUUCUUCAACGUCAACAGCGGCUACAUUGAGGGCAUUGUCCGUGGCUACAGGAAUGGCCUUCUCACCGGCUCCAACUACAGCAACCUGACGCAGUGCGAGACCAUCGAUGAUCUCAAGCUGCAACUCGGUCCUGCGUACGGCGACUUCCUCGGCAACCUCCCUCCCAACCCCUCGACGUCAGCUCUCGCCGCGAAGACAACCGACAAGCUCGUCUCCGAGUUUCGCUAUGUCCGGGCCAACGCCGUCGGUGCCCUUGCCCAAUUCAUGGACUACCUGACGUACGGCUACAUGAUCGACAACGUCGCCCUGCUGAUUACCGGCACCCUCCACGAACGAGACACCCGCGAGCUUCUCGAGAGAUGCCACCCGCUUGGCUGGUUCGAGACGAUGCCUGUUCUUUGCGUCGCGACCAACAUUGAAGAACUGUACAACAGCGUCCUCAUCGAAACGCCCCUCGCCGCCUACUUCAAGGGCAGCCUUAGCCAUCAGGACCUUGACGAGCUGAACAUCGAGAUCGUCCGGAACACGCUGUACAAGAACUAUCUGGAGGACUUCCACAGCUUUGUCAACACCCACCCGGAUAUGGCUGGCUCGCCAACGGCUGAUAUCAUGUCGGAGAUUCUCGAGUUCGAGGCUGACCGUCGUGCGAUCAACAUUACGCUCAACUCAUUCGGCACCGAGCUGAACAAGAACGACCGCAAGAAGCUUUACCCCAGCUUCGGCAAGCUGUACCCUGAGGGAACUCUGAUGCUCUCUAGGGCAGAUGAUUUUGAGGGUGUCCGUCUCGCGGUCGACGGCGUUGCAGACUACAAGAGCUUCUUCGAGGCUGCUGGCCUCGGUGGCGGCCCUUCGGGCCCCGGUAACCUGGGUGGCGGCUCGAGCUCUGACGGUAAAAGCCUGGAGGACAUGUUUUACCAGAAGGAGAUGGAAAUUUCCAAGAGUGCUUUCACUCAGCAGUUCACAUUCGCUAUUGUGUACGCCUGGGUGAGGCUUCGUGAGCAGGAAAUCCGCAACAUCACCUGGAUCGCUGAGUGCAUAGCCCAAAACCAGAAGGACCGAAUUGGCAACUACAUCAGCGUGUUCUGAGUUUUGUGUGUUUGGCAGCAGUCCUGUUCUCGUACUUUUGUAGAAUACCAGUUUCUUCGUUUAAUGGCAGGUCACAACGGCGCAAGGAGGUAGCUCAGGUUCAUGACGUGGAGAUCAGCAUCUUUACCGAUCGCUAUAGUGUACAUAGAGGACAAUUACAAGUCUGAAUUUUACACAUGUCAUC
Colletotrichum destructivum is the source of this 1406-nucleotide messenger RNA. RefSeq names its product Putative ATPase, V0 complex, c/d subunit, V-type ATPase subunit C/d. Gene Ontology annotation, biological process: proton transmembrane transport; vacuolar acidification; vacuolar transport. Gene Ontology annotation, molecular function: proton-transporting ATPase activity, rotational mechanism. The record is from RefSeq and is a predicted model, not a curated record. The coding region runs from base 125 to 1222 and encodes 365 amino acids. The transcript is spliced from 4 exons. Lineage: Eukaryota; Fungi; Ascomycota; Sordariomycetes; Glomerellales; Glomerellaceae. Gene Ontology annotation, cellular component: vacuolar proton-transporting V-type ATPase complex; fungal-type vacuole membrane; proton-transporting V-type ATPase, V0 domain.